Salvelinus namaycush (lake trout) is the source of this 2417-nucleotide messenger RNA. Its product is annotated as pleckstrin homology domain-containing family A member 3-like. Gene Ontology annotation, biological process: receptor recycling; retrograde transport, endosome to Golgi; endosome organization. Bases 289 to 1215 code for a protein of 308 amino acids. The record is from RefSeq and is a predicted model, not a curated record. Gene Ontology annotation, cellular component: recycling endosome; early endosome; trans-Golgi network. NCBI's taxonomy places the organism in Eukaryota, Metazoa, Chordata, Actinopteri, Salmoniformes, Salmonidae. The transcript is spliced from 8 exons.
AGCUAGCUAGCUAGGAAGCAAUCCGCUGGCAAUUGUUUAUUCAACGCUAGUUCAAUUACAAAACGAUAACAAAAUGAACGGAGUUUACACUGUGUUGUUGGCUGACGCAUAGUCAUUCACAUGGCACUAUAUACUGUGAGGUUAACAUACAUAUUUAGUUUGGUUUUAGCUAGCUAUCAUCAUGAAGUUGGCAAGCUAAAUGGCUUAUUAGCUUUGGUACGUUAUCAGUAUUAGCUAGUGACGAGAUUUUUGGGGACGUGGAUCGUGUGGUAUUUCUGCAAGCUCAUUAUGGAAGGAGUUCUCUAUAAGUGGACAAAUUAUAUGACAGGGUGGCAGCCACGCUGGUUUGUUUUAGACGAUGGAAUAAUUUCCUACUAUGAUUCUCAAGAUGAUGUCUGCAAAGGGAGCAAAGGAAGUAUUAAGAUGUCCGUCUGUGAAAUCAAAGUUCACCCCACUGACAAUAACAGACUGGAACUGAUCAUACCAGGAGAGCAGCAUUUUUACGUCAAAGCUGUCAAUGCUGCCGAACGACAGAAGUGGCUUGUGGCACUUGGAAGUUCCAAAGCCGGCCUUGCUGACACGAGGGCCAAUAAAGAAAAAGAAAUAACAGAGACGACAGAAUCUCUGAAAACGAAGAUGUCCGAGCUGCGUCUCUACUGUGACUUGCUAAUGCAGCAGGUCCACACAAUACAGGAGUCUGUGGGCCAGGAGGACCAGGAAGGAGACCACUCCAAUUCCAGCUCGGAGACUCUGAAUGAGGCCUCCUCUUUACUGAGUGCCACGUGUAACACCUUCAUCAAAACACUGGAAGAAUGUAUGAAGAUGGCCAACUCCAAGUUCAAGACAGACAUGGUGCUGUUGAACCCUCCAGACGAUAUGAUGAUGUCCCCUGUUUCUCCGUCCCCAAUACAGAUGGCCCGGAUGAAGCGGUCCAUAAGUUACCCGGGCACGUACAAUUUCGACAGGUCUGGUCUCCCGCCAAAGGAGGGUGUGUUAUCAGGUCAAAGGUCAACCCAGAGGAGGACACGGACUUGUUCGGACACAGAGGCUCACAGUGACAGCUGUGUUUAUGAGAUGGACCGCACUGCUGUGCUGUGUCUCAAUGCCAGUGUGAACGGGCACUCCUCCCACAGUAUCCCUGAGGAGUGUGGUGCCAUCAGUCCUACCAGUCCCAGAGCUAUGUCAGACACUCCAGAUACUGACCUGUCCAUCUGACCUGUCCUGUCACUCACCAAAUACAUUGCAGUAUCUUCAGAUAAAGAGAGACUGGGCCCGAAUUCACAAACCUUCAAAAUAAUAUAUUUUACAAGGUUCAUAAGAAAAUCAUGAAUUAUUAAGAAUAUGUUUGUGAAUUGCACUUAUGAACAAUCUUCUGGACUUUUUCUCUUUUUUUUUCUUAAGAAGCUUCUUAAUUUUUCUUUAGAAGUGUUUUGUGAAUCCAGGUCCUGGAGUUGAGAUUGGUAGUCUACUGUCAAGUGACUGGUCCGUCUGGUCAGUAGGCGUAGUACUGUCUAUCUUUUAUGAAUAAUGACUUGGCUAAAGCGUGAAUAGUUUUGAAUUCUGCAGAGCUGAAUGUAUCAGGUACUUCAGUUACUCCACUGAAGUUAGACUGAUAUGAGGCUACUGUAAUGUGAGGUGUUACUAAGGUUGUGUUCAUUAGGGCACGCAAUGGAAAAAAAAAGUUGUAAAACUAAAAAAAGAAAAUGAGUGUUUCUAGUUGGACUCUAGUUGUCCUUCCCUGUCGUUUUCUUCCCUUCAGUGCCUAAUGAACACUCCCCAGCUUUUAUUGCUCACAUACUGCAAUGCAGUCACUGCUUGGCAAUGCGUUAAUGGUAUUUUCAAAAAGUAUUGUAUUUUUUCCUGUGGAAGCUUUGCUUUGCACUUUAAGAAUUAUGGAUCAGAACAAAGUCCUUUUUGAAUGUUUGUACUAUUCCAAGAAGUGUUAUGUUAUUAUUGCAGAAUAAAAUGUUUGGUUUGUUUGAUAUGCAACGUAAUCCCUUAAAUGUUAGGGUUGCUAACUGUGCCAAGGACCAAUUCAGAAUGUGUGGAUGUGGUUACAUUUUCAUCAAUGGGCUGAGUUGGCAUGCAUCUCCUGGUACACCGGAGGGCAGAGUUUGUCUAUUUUAGACCAUUCCAUUGGUCCUAAAGUGAAAUCUCCACCCUCCCAAGUCACUGGGAGAUGCAAAACAAACUUGCCCAAUAUUUUAAACUUGGCACGCCCCCAGUGUUCACCAUAUUGCUAUGUGACAGACACUUUUUAUUGCUAUCUUUUAAAGUUAUAUUUGCCAUUCAUGACAUCCACCAAAAAAGAGUAAUGCCUUACAGAGAUUCUGGGCAUGGAAGGAGUUCUGUGACUGUAUGAUAUGAUGUUGAUGUUUGAAAUGUAAAGAUGCGUCUUAAAAAUGAAGUGAAAUCAC